This is a messenger RNA of Labrus bergylta (ballan wrasse), 3638 nucleotides long. The record is from RefSeq and is a predicted model, not a curated record. NCBI's taxonomy places the organism in Eukaryota, Metazoa, Chordata, Actinopteri, Labriformes, Labridae.
ACACAGCUGUCCGCUGUCCGCUUGGGAGAAAUAAUAAACCAGGCUAUGCUAGCAGAACGGGCAGAGAGUUAGCGGCGAUACAGUGAAUGUAAACUCGGCAGGACCAGCGGGACACGGGACAGGAGCGAGUCUUUACCCCAGCAAUGAAACUAUCCAGUGUCGCAGCUGGCUAACGAGAACACCGUCCGUCCCGACAGACAGACACGGGAUUUGAUCUCAAUGGGAGAAAACCCGGAGCGACGAUAAAUAACAGGCGACAUCAGACGGGGGGGAAAGGGUUAGCUCGGUUUCAAUGUUAUUGUCAAUUAAAACUCACAUUUGGCCACAAUGUCCUGCUCUGGAAACCUGGUUUGGGAUGUAAAUAAACGCUUAAUUGGAUACAACGAGCCCAACACCAUCAGGACCAACUACUUAGGCAGGAGAGAGUUUGUCCAGAGGCUGAAACUUGAAGGGACACUGAAUGUACAUGAUGGCUGUGUCAACACUAUUUCCUGGAACGACACAGGUGAAUACAUCCUGUCGGGGUCAGACGAUACAUUUUUGGUCAUCUCUAACCCGUACAACAAAAAGGUCAAGAAGUCAAUACGUUCAGGUCAUAGGGCGAACAUCUUCAGCGCUAAAUUCAUGCCCCACACCAACGGUCAGGAGAUAAUCUCGUGCUCCGGAGACGGCAUCAUCUACUACACACACACCGAGAAGAGUCCCGAGUACAACAGACAGUGUCAGUUCACCUGCCAUUAUGGGACAGCGUAUGAGAUUAUGACGGUACCAAAUGACCCCUACACGUUUCUGUCGUGUGGGGAGGACGGCACAGUGCGGUGGUUCGAUCUUCGCAUGAAGACGAGCUGCACGAAAGAAGACUGCAAAGAUGACAUCCUGAUAAACUGUCGGAGAGCAGCGACCUCAAUAUCCAUCUCUCCCCUGGUGCCAUACUAUCUGGCUGUGGGCUGCUCGGACAGCUCGGUGCGGAUCUAUGACAGACGCAUGUUGGGCACCAGAGCCACGGGUAACUACAUGGGGCGAGGGACGACGGGCAUGUGUGUACGGUUCGUUCCCGCUCACCUGUCCAACAAGUCGUGUCGGGUGACUUCUCUUUGCUACAGCGAGGACGGUCAGGAGGUGCUGGUCAGCUACUCCUCCGAUUACAUCUACCUGUUCGAUCCCAAAGACGACCAGGCCCGAGAGCUGAAGGGCCCGUCAGAGGAGAGGAGGGAGGAGCUGAGGCAGCCUCCAGUGAAGCGCCUCCGUCUACGAGGUGACUGGUCCGACACGGGUCCUAGAGCUCGCCCUGAGAGUGAGCGGGAGAGAGAUGGAGAGCAGAGCCCCAACGUGUCUCUGAUGCAGAGGAUGUCCGACAUGUUGUCUCGGUGGUUCGAGGAGGCGAGUGAAGCUCAGAGCAGCAGAGGGACGCGACCUCAGCCGCGACCCAGAGGAACAGCUGCUCGUCUGGAGGGGCCGCCGAGUACUCCAGCUGCCCGAGGUGCAGGUGACUCCACCCAGGAGUCCAGCGACCUUGAGAGGCCCGGGGGGUCGGACGCACCCGGGGAGCCUCCAGUUCCUGUCAGUGCAGCCACCGCCAUGCCUAAAUCCACGUCCUCUUCCUCCUCAGGGUCAUCAUCAACUGUUACAGCUCCUCCUCCUUCCAGCUCCUCAUCGGUGGAGAGUUCAGCCCCUUCCUCCUCCCCCGUCACCUCCUCGCCUGACUCAGAGCAGAGGAGUCAGGCCAACGUCACUGGGACCCCGACGCCAACGCCCACACCCACACCCACCCCAACCUCAACCUCAGAACCCACUCUUUCAGAUUCUCCCUCGUCUGUGGUAAACAAACAGCUGGGAUCCAUGACUCUUGAUGAACAGCAGGGAGCAGCAGAAGCUGCAGGUCCGUCCACUGAGCGGCCCGUUCCUGCACCUGUUAGCAGCAGCGCUCCAACCACCUCUACAACGUCCUCUUCCAUCUCCAGCAUGCCCGGCACCAGUCGACCCAGUGCAGCAGAGCCAGUCCUCAGCCUGCACUACAGCUCAGAGGGAACCACGACCAGCACCAUCAAGCUGGACUUCACUGAUGAGUGGAGCAGCAGCACAUCCAGCUCUCUGGGCAGCGGAGGACCUAAGACAUCUGAGACUGUGACUGUGCCGAGCACGGUGAGCAGAGGGACUGUGUCUACAGGGAGUUCACUGUCGGAGCAAGCAGGCUCAGAGUUGACCGGGCAGCAGCAGAGUGGGCCGGCUGCCUCCACAGACCCGCCCUGUGACGCUUCCUGCUCCAGUCCUCACAGCAACUCAUCAGCUCAGGCCCCAGCAGAGAGGGCCCCUGAGGGCGGCACCACGGUGUCUUCAUCACUCGAGCGGGGCCAGUCGGAGGCUGCGGAGGACACAACGGGAGGCUGCAGAAGAGCAGAGCCGACGGCAGCAGAGGAGGGGGGGGGGGAGGAGGGCCAGAGCCAACCUGCGAGAGGUAACCCGGACUCUGACGACAGCGACGACGAUCCCAUUCUCAUCCCGUCAACCCGGUUCAGAGGACAGGGACAGAGAGGAUCUGCAGUAGGAGAUAGGAUGAUCAGACGCUCAGCAGCCGCUCGAAUCCAGGAGCUGUUCCGGAGGAGGAAAGAGAGGAGGGAGAUGGAGGAGAGUGAGACGCAGAAUAUCAGGAGACCCUCGGUCAAAAUGGUCUACAAAGGCCAUCGCAACUCAAGGACAAUGAUAAAGGAGUCUUGUUUUUGGGGCAACAACUUUGUGAUGAGCGGCUCAGACUGUGGUCACAUCUUCAUCUGGGACAGACACACGGCCGAGCAUCUCAUGCUGCUGGAAGCGGACAACCACGUAGUGAACUGCCUGCAGCCGCACCCCUUUGACCCCAUUCUAGCUUCUUCAGGGAUAGACUACGACAUAAAGAUUUGGUCGCCACUUGAACAGUCGCCAUCUUUCAACAGAGUCCUCGCUAAUGAGGUAAUAACUCGCAACGAGCUGAUGCUCGAGGAAACCAGGAACACAAUCACAGUCCCGGCCUCUUUCAUGCUCAGAAUGUUGGCCUCCCUCAAUCACAUCCGAUCAGAUCAAAUCGAAGGAGAUCGCUCUGAAGGAUCAGGCCAGGAAAACGAGGACUAGCAGUAGCCUCUUGGCCUUUUAUUCUAAAGAAGACUAUUUCUUUUUUCGCUGUAUAGCACUUGGAAGAAAAAACUGAGAUUUGUACAAGUAUAGUGUAGAAUACUUCCUUUUGAAAAAUUAGUGUAAUUUCUAGCCCCCCCAGUGUUUUUUUUAAGACUUUCUUACUGAUGUUUCUGUAUGAGGUUAAACUACACCUGUGUGAAUGCAAAAAGGCAAGGGUGUCAGUAUAUAUAUAUAUAUUAAGUGUGACAAUAAUGGCGGCUGGUGUGCAAGAAUGUUAAGUGCAAUAUUAUUUUGUUAAGAGAGAGUGAGCUUUGAUCAGUGUUAACGUGUGACUUUUAUGAAUUUGUAGCACAAAGCUAAGAGAUGUUGAUACGCUGCUCCGGCAGUUUCCGCAUGUAAACAAGGACUGUAAGUAAAAACAUGCUUUGAAAAUGUUUAAUUUUAUUGUCAAGGAAACAAAAACAGGAUGACGCCUUGGCUCUUCUUCUCCUCAAAGGAACGUGUCAAUAAAUUUUAGUCUUCACAGAUGA